Messenger RNA from Lolium rigidum, 2156 nucleotides. RefSeq lists its product as uncharacterized. The coding region runs from base 718 to 1863 and encodes 381 amino acids. Lineage: Eukaryota; Viridiplantae; Streptophyta; Magnoliopsida; Poales; Poaceae. The transcript has 9 exons. The record is from RefSeq and is a predicted model, not a curated record.
GCCCGACAUUGGCGGCGCAGCCAUGUGGAUGAGAAAUAAAACAAGGUGAAUUUAGGUUUGGGGUAUAUUGGUCCAGGGUUCUUAGCCUGAUCUUCAAAAUAAAACAAAAUAAUUCAGAAAGGGAAAAUUGUUGAAGUGCCAAGUAAAGUGGGGCAAAAAAUCAAUUGCAAAGUAAUGAAGGGCAAAUUAUAGAAGUACCAAGUAAGGAGGGGAAAAAAUAAAAUACCCCUCACCAGGGCGCUCUUGUUGCAAACAAAAAAAAAUAUAACAGGGCCCUCGCCUCCCGAGGAGCCGUCCCGAACUCCCAACUCCUCAGGCAGGAGUACCACUUCUCACACUCUCGCCCUGCUUCUAGCAUUCCAGUUCCAAGUUUCCAAGCCAGCCAGCGCUCCAAACCUAGGUCUCCUGACUUACCUACCUACCGCCGGUGAUCUUGAUCUGGGAAAGGAAGCGUGUUGCCAAGACUGGUCGAUUCCUCUUGUUGAUUUGUUUGCCGCGCUUGCUUUCCACUUUCUUCUUGGAAAGGACCGAGGGAACUAGCAGUCUGGACUCUGGAGCUGGAGUGAUAAGGAAGAUCUGCGAAACGAGAUCUCCUGAAGUUGGUAGUGAGAAGGACAGUCUGAGAAAGAAGGGUUGCUCCAUGCCUUCCAGAGAAAGCAGGCCAAGAACAGUCUGAAGCUUGAGUGAGAAGAACAGGCAGAGAAAGAAGGCUACACGAUGACAGUUAUAGAUUUCAUAGAAGUGAGUGAUGAUUUUAUUGACUUGACCAGCGACGAGGAGACUGUUCAGCAGGAUAACAUUGCAACUCAGCCCCAGGCGACGUUGCUGGAUAGGCAGGCUGUGUUUGUCCUAGCUGAUGAAGGAAAGCAAGAUAGGCAGGCUGCAUUUGUCUCUGCUGGUGAAGAAAGUCAAGAAGCUACUGAAUCUGGAAAUGCUUCGGUGGCUACCACAUCUCUCUCAGUUAUGGAAAAGGCGCCUCUGGAUACGGGUGAAUCACAGAAUUGUCCUAACUCCCCAACAUCAGCUCCACUUGCCAGCCCAGCUUGUGCCACUCCGAAGGUUCUGUCCUGUGAAGUUGGUGACCCAAAGCAGGAUGUGUUUGUCCUAGCUGGUGAAGGAAGUCAAGAUGCGCAGACUGCAUUUGUCUCAGUUGCCGAAGGAAGUCAAGAGGAUACCGAGUCUGCAAAUGCUUUGGUAGCUACCGCAUUGCCCUCGGCUAUGGAAAAAGUGCCUCUUGAUACGGCUGAAUCGAAGAGUUGUCCUAACUCCCCAACAUCAGCACCACUCCCCAGCCUGGCUUCUAUCACUCUGAAGGCUGUGACCUCUGAAGAUGGUGACACACAGCUGGGAGCUACCGUAUCGCCCUCGGGUAUGGAAAAAACGCUUCUUGAUAGUGCUGAAUCAAAAAAUUGUCGUAACUCCCCAGCAUCAAUGCCACUCCCCAUCCCCAGCCUGGUUUCUACCACUCCGAAGAUUCUGACCUCUGAAGAUGGUGACACGCAGCUCGGAGCUACUGUAUCGCCCUCGGGUAUGGAAAAGGUGCUUCUUGAUACUGCUGAAUCAAAGAAUUGUCUUACCUCCCCAGCAUCAGCGCCACUCCCCAGCCUGGCUUAUACCACUCCGAAGGCUCCGACGUCUGAAGAUGGUGGCACAAAGCUGGCUAGAGCGAAACAUCCUAAGAAGAACUACCACACAAGUACUCCAAGGAGAAGUCCUAGAUUGCGCGAAUGUUGUAACAAUCCCGUGGAAGAGCUGACAACCAGUCACAAGAGGUCUCGCAUGCUCAAGCCAGCAGAAGAAUUGGCUGCCGCUAGCGACAAUGCAGAAUCUACAAAGAGCUUCUCUACUGACAACGCAAACUAAGUUAGUCCGACUGAAUAUGGUCCUCCAUGAAACUGUCUAACUGUUGUAGCUUUUAAUUUGUCGCAUUCGUAUUUAUGGAACCAGUGUUGUUGCUCUAGUUUGUCACAUCUGUAUUCAGGAACCACUAUCGUUGCAUUCUAGCAUGGUGGGAGCUCGUGUUGCCCCAUAUAUCUCAGAUUUUUAUGUGCCCUUUGUCUUUGACCACCUGAGUAUCUUGCAACAUAAUGUAUGAACAGUUUACUAUGUACCUUGGUCAUCACUUGGUUAUCUCCAGAUGCUUUAUUUCUUCAGAA